Elaeis guineensis (African oil palm) is the source of this 4950-nucleotide messenger RNA. RefSeq lists its product as uncharacterized. Lineage: Eukaryota; Viridiplantae; Streptophyta; Magnoliopsida; Arecales; Arecaceae. The record is from RefSeq and is a predicted model, not a curated record.
GUGCGCCCAAUGCGCAGUGUACCCCAAUCCCCGUGCUUGCCUUUGUCCCUUUCUGCUCUCGCUUUGCUCUCCCUCUCUCCCUCUCUCUGAGCACUCUCCAAGCUUCCACCUCUGGGGGAAUUCUAACGCCCUCUCGCCCUCCUCAGAGCUCUCUCUUUCGGUCCCAUCGAUCUAUCUGACAACAAAAAAAGGAACGAAAAAUACGAGGAGAAAAAGAGAUCAAAAGGACUCGUCCAUCAAGAAUCCUGUUGCAAGUGGAGGAAGAAAAAGGGGGAAAAAAGCGAAUAAGAACGGAGUUCGGAGUUCUUGCCUUCUGCCUCUUUUGAUAUUAUUUCUUUGAGCGCUUCGUGAUCUUUUCUUCAAGGCCAGGUUUUCUUGCUCCCCCAUCUCUUGAUCCCUUUCCCCCGCGAUCGCUCACACGAGUCGCUGCUCCUCUCUCCGUCGCCCAUAGCUCUCGUCGUCUCUCUCUCUGAAGGUGGAAGGACGAGAUCUUGUUUUGCUGUUGGAAGCCCAAUGUCGCCAAGACGGAAGAGUGGUGAUUCUUGAUCUGUUUUUUCUGAUUGUGUUCUUGUGGAUUUGGAUUUAGAGAUGGGUGGUGAUCAAGACGGGUGUUUGAAGGGGUUCGAUGCAUCAGCUGGGGGACUGGUUUGGGUCCGCCGUCGGAAUGGAUCGUGGUGGCCUGGCCGGAUACUUGGUCGGGAUGAGCUACCAGCAAAAUGCUUGCUUCCACCGAGAUCUGGAACUCCCAUUAAGCUUCUUGGAAGGGAAGAUGGGAGCAUGGACUGGUAUAACCUUGAAAAAUCAAAGCGUGUAAAAGCAUUUCGCUGCGGGGAGUAUGAUGAGUGCAUUGAAAGGGCCAAGGCUUCUGCAGUUUGCUCUAAAAAAAAGCCAGCCAAUGCAGGAAAGUAUGUUCGCAGGGAAGAUGCAAUCCUGCAUGCUCUCGAGAUUGAAAACGCUUAUUUCUCCAACCGAAAUCAGAUUAAAUCAGGGAUGAAUAACUCUAUGGCUAAAACAAAUAGUUUGGUCAUGCAAUCAAAAAACAUGCUUGGUCUUAACAAACAGCCAAGUUAUGUUUCCAGAAAACUUGGUGUGCUUAAUGAAAGCUCUGCUCAGGAGUUAUCUCAAUCAGUGUUGUCAUUUGAACAACCAAAUAACCAAACUGCUAGUGACAUGCAGUUUGUGCCAAAAAAGAGAUGGAGGACACCAAAUGAUUCAGAGGAUGAUGCCACUGAAGGAAUAAAACGUAUGAGAGAUCUUCAGGAAAUAGGAUUGGGGAUGGUAUCCAAAAGAAAGCCUAAUAUUGAUGUUCAACCAAAAGGAGACAAUGAGCUAGCUUUUGUUAACAAUGCUUCUCUCAGUGAAGCAAACAACGAUAAUGGUUUUUCUAGUACUUUCCAUAUAAAUAGCAGAAAAGCUUCUUGCUCAUCAGUGAAGCAAAAACGAUCUCAUGUGGUCCUACCUUAUGAAAAUUCGAGAAAGAAAAACCAUCAUAGCCCACUAACUAAGGUUCGCAAGGGCACAAGGGUUAUAAUUCCAUCAUAUUGUCAUUGGGGUGGUGGCUUUGUGGGACUUUCAUCUCUCCAGGGAGAGACACCAAAAAAACUAGUGGCACCUAAAUCUACCACAAAGAAGGGAGAGUUUUUAGCGGUCACCGAUAACAGUCCAGUCUGUUCAGGCACUUCAUGUGAGGAGGCUUUAUUGGAUGACUGUGAGAACACUUGUAACACUGUUGAUGGCACCCAUCAAUCUGAAAUUAAGGAUAGUGAACUUUCAGGCAUGCUAGAAUUUAUUGAUGAUGAUUGCUCUGACGGCCUUAUUGAUGUUCCUCUUUUCAUGGAAGACAACAUUGAUGGAGACUAUCUCCACCUGUUUGAAUCUUGUGGAUCUAGAAACCUUCAGCCUCAUGCUGCAGAUAAGCAUUAUAACCAUUGCAGUCAGGAUAGGUUUACUUCACAGUUUAGUGAAGGACUUGGUGAGAGUGGCUUUGCUGGAUCUGGAGCUCACGUUAAUCAUAUCAGACAGAGGAUAGACAAGAAGAGUUCAGAACGGUAUCCAAAUGGGAAAAAGAAUUUGAAAUAUCUAAGACUGAACCAAAGGAUAGAUUCAGAAAGCUUUGGUGGCAGGGCUGAUCGGUUCGAGUAUUCGUUGAAGGAUAAAAUGCAGAAGGAUAGAUUGUUUGUAGGUUCUGAAUGUAAAAUUGGCAACAACUCCUAUGAUGAGUCCCUGACAUCUGACAAUUGUGGGCAGUUGGUGAAAUGUGAGUCAGUUGCAGAUGUAGGUGAUGUUCCCCAAGCUCAGACUCCCAAUUUUACCAAACUCCCUUGCGUGAAUGACGUGGGAUCAAACUUUGCUAGUGAACAAGUUAUCCAGUCAGCUGAGGUUGUAAACAAGCUCUCAAACUCAUUGUCGUUUGCAAGAGAUAUAGAUGCACCAUUCACAGUGCCUGUCUCUACCAUCCCACCCCGACAAUCAUUUGUAAAUCACCAAGUUCAUCUCCCAGCUUUUUCCAGGCACCAGGUCCCAAAGCCAGUCAGAAGCUUGUUAAUGGAUUCUCUUCUAUUUGAUGUUGAGUUGAAUGUUCAAGCAAGCUACCAGGGUCCACACGUGCCGCUGGUUUCUCUCAUGAGUAAAUUGAAUGGUAAACCCAUUGUAGGCCACCCUAUUUCUGUAGAGGCUCUUGAGGAUGGUGCUGCUGUUGCUCUGGUGACUAGAAAUGGACGGUGCCCAAUUACAAGCAACAUUGACCGAUCACUCAAGAAUAGGAUCAGUAUGAUUGAUAAAUUGCAGCCAAGGGAGUAUAAAACACAAUCGAAUCUCAAUAUUCAAGGGAAGAAAGCUAAUCAUAUAAAGGUCAAGUCUCCCUCAAUGAAAAAGAAGUCUUCAAAAAAUAAGAAAUCAGGGUUCUCUCCGAGAAAGAUUCGCAGGCUAUCAUCAAUUGCUGUUGAUCAGAAAUACAAGCAGGAAGAGAGAAAGCCAAUGGUGGAAAAGAUCAAGGGACCUGCUGUUGCAUGCGUCCCCCUCAGACUUGUUUUUAGUAGGAUUAAUGAAGCAUUGAGCUGUUAAGUGCGACCAGCAAAUGUUAGCUAACACCAGGCAGACGAGGACUCCAACUUUCCUUCUUGAAUCUUGCUGAAGUGACAAAAAUUGGUGCCUUUGUCUCUCAGUACGUGGAAGUUGCUGACGUUGUAAAUUCCGCCCCCAAAAUAGACAUACUGAUCUUGUUCAUAUCCUUUGUAUUAGUUUGCAGUCCAUCACUGGAUUAGGAAAUUGUCAGGCAUUACCUAUAGUUUCAUUGAAGCAUUUAGUUUAGAAAAUCUCAUCAUUGGAUAUUUUGGCUUUCACAGGUUGUUGUGGCUGUAUAUGUCUAGAACUUGAGAUGAAAUAUGGUGCUUCAAAUUUUGACAUUUUAAAUAGAUGAGUCAUUUACCUGUCUCGGUUCACUUACCUGCAUUAAGUUGCACCAUGUUUGCUUUAUUCUCUCGUGGAAUCCUCUGCUUGAUUUACUCAAGACUCAAAAGAGUGGCUUGACUGGUGGCUUUAGCAGAAGAUUGCGCAUGCUUGGGGCCUUAAUUUUCCUGCCUUUCUUGUCUGGGUAGAUUGACUUCGUGUUUUCGUACAAAUCUUUGUAUCAUAUACACGUUCAUGUUUUCACUCCUCUAUUGUAAUGAUGCAUCUUGACAGGCUAUCCGCUCACGGAAUGAUACUCGUGUAGGGCCACUAACGAAUUCCGUGUUCCCUUCAAAUGUUGUGAUUGCGUGCAAGAUAAAAAAAGAUCCAUAUUAGAUUGAACCAUAUCGCGGAGGAGAGGUCAAGAUUCCAUCUGGCAGAGGGAUCUACCCCGGGAAGGGCUCUCGAUCGAGAGACCUUCUCAAUUGUGAAUGAAUCGACGUGGUGAAGACAGAGAAGAUCAUAAAUUUCUUGGUCAGUGCGGAUGAUGGUAGUGAUGUCUCGGUGCUUCCAAUAGUUGGAUUGGGCGGAGUUGGGAAGACCACACUUGUCCAGCUUGCUUAUAAUGAUCAGGGGAUAAAAGAGCACUUUGAUCUUAAAUUAUGGGUUUGUGUUUCAGAUGAUUUUACCAUCCAGAAAAUUAUAAAAGCGAUUAUUGAGAGUGCCACCGGCCAAAAGUGUGAUCUCUCAAACUUGGAAGCUGCGCAGCUUCAGCUCCAAGCUAAACUGAGAAGGAGGAGAUUGUUGCUCGUUCUGGAUGAUGUCUGGACUGCUGGACUCUGGACUCUGUUCAAGCAAAGAGCAUUUGGCCCAGAAAGAGAAGAAACUCCAAGGUUGGUCGAAAUUGGAAAGCAGAUCGUUGAAAAAUGCAGGGGAUUGCCUUUGGCUGCAAAGUCUGUCGGAAGUCUAAUGAGGUUCAAAACUGAGGAAGCGGAGUUGGUGCAUCUCAGAGAUAGCGAACUUUGGAGAUUGCCUGUAAACGAGAACAGUAUAUUAUCAGCAUUACAGUUGAGUUAUGAUCAUUUGCCCUCUUAUUUGAAGCAGUGUUUUGCUUAUUGUUCAAUAUUUCCAAAAGAUUAUAUAAUUAAUAAGGAGAAACUGAUUCAGUUGUGGAUUGCCGAAGAUUUCAUCCCAAAAAUGGACGGUGAUAUGCAUCAGGAGGAAGUUGGCAACCAAUGCUUCAAUAGCUUGUUGUGGAGAUCCUUUUUUCAGGAUACCAGAAAGGAUGAGUAUAACAACAUAUGCUUGUGUAAGAUGCAUGACUUGGUCCAUGAUCUUGCAUGUUCUACGCAAGAGAUGAGUCCUCGAUCAUGAGGGGGGACAUGAAGAGAAGCAUUCCACAUGGAUGACUGUAUUCAUCAAUUGUUGAUGACGAUUACUUGUCGGUAGUUCAAGUUCUUGCAAGGCUGAGAGAUCAUCACUUGGGAACUUCAAGCAAAUCCGGUUAUAUAGUGUGUGUAACACUGCAAUCAUCUUUAAUUUAUUUACCUUGUUGAAUCAAAA